Molecule: messenger RNA, 351 nt
Organism: Lathyrus oleraceus (garden pea)
Lineage: Eukaryota; Viridiplantae; Streptophyta; Magnoliopsida; Fabales; Fabaceae
Exons: 1
Coding region: 1-351 (116 amino acids)
Source: RefSeq, a predicted model, not a curated record
AUGAAAGGCAUUGUCAAACCCCGCAUGAUAUUUAACUUAUCAAUAUCUCACUCUGACCACACUAUCUCUUCCAUACCUAAAAACCCCAAACUAGCCUUAUCAGACCCGAAUUGGAAAUCCGCAAUGCAAUCUGAAUUUGAUGCUCUUAUUCGAAAUAAGACGUGGGAUUUAGUUCCUCGUCCCUGUGAUGCUAAUCUUAUUCGAUGUAUGUGGAUUUUUAGGCAUAAGAAAAAAUUUCAUGGUUCCUUUGAGCGUUAUAAGGCUCGUCUUGUAGGUGAUGGCAGGUCACAGGUUGCAGGUGUGGAUUGUGAUGAGACUUUUAGCCCCGUGGUGAAACCCUCUACCAUUUGA